Molecule: messenger RNA, 1546 nt
Organism: Anas platyrhynchos (mallard)
Lineage: Eukaryota; Metazoa; Chordata; Aves; Anseriformes; Anatidae
Gene: HMOX1
Product: heme oxygenase 1
Biological process (GO): response to oxidative stress; heme oxidation; heme catabolic process
Molecular function (GO): heme binding; heme oxygenase (decyclizing) activity
Source: RefSeq, a predicted model, not a curated record
AGUAUAAAGCUGGAUGCGGGAGCUGGGCUGCCCAGCUCAGACGCUUCGCCGUCCUGGGAGGAGAAGGGAAGGAGGAGCACAAGCAGGAAAAACAACAAGCGCCAAACAGAAAAACUCCGUGGAGAAAACAUGGAAACUUCCCAGAAACACGGCUCUGAAAGCAUGUCUCAGGACCUGUCGGAGCUCCUGAAGGAAGCCACCAAGGAGGUGCACGAGCAGGCGGAGAACACACCCUUCAUGAAGAACUUCCAGAAGGGGCAGGUGUCCCUCCACGAGUUUAAGCUCGUUACAGCAUCCUUGUACUUCAUCUACUCUGCUCUGGAGGAAGAGAUUGAACGUAACAAGGACAACCCAGUUUAUGCCCCUGUUUAUUUUCCGGCGGAGCUGCACCGGAAAGCUGCCCUGGAGGAAGACUUGAAGUACUUCUACGGCAGAAACUGGAGGGAAGAGAUCCCAUGUCCUGAGGCUACUCAGAAAUACGUUGAAAGGCUCCACUACGUCGGCAGGAACCACCCAGAGCUCCUGGUGGCCCAUGCCUACACUCGCUAUCUGGGAGACCUGUCUGGGGGGCAGGUGUUGAAGAAAAUCGCCCAAAAGGCUCUCCAGCUGCCCAGCACUGGGGAAGGGCUGGCUUUCUUCACCUUCGACGGAGUCUCCAACGCCACCAAGUUCAAACAGCUCUAUCGGUCCCGCAUGAAUGCCCUUGAGAUGGACCUUGCUACUAAGAAACGAGUCUUGGAGGAGGCCAAGAAAGCAUUCCUGUUAAAUAUACAGGUGUUUGAGGCGCUGCAGGAGCUGGUGUCAAAGAGCCAGGAGAACGGUCACCUUGUGCAGCCAAAGGCAGAUCUUCGUGCUAGGAGCGUUAACAAAUCAUAUGAGCACGGUCCAGCGCCUGGGAAAGAAAGCGAGAGGACAAGCAGGAGUCAGACAGACCUGGUGGGCACCUCUCCCCUCGUGCGGUGGAUCCUCGCACUCGGCUUCAUAGUCACGACAGUCGCCGUGGGCUUGUUUGCUAUGUGAACAAGCAGGACCUUCACCUUCUCUUCGUGCCUUCCCUCACCCUGAACUAAUCCAUCUUCCCCAGUCCCUUGAGAGAAAUUCCCCUCGACUGGGUACUGUGAUCUUGGCUCUGCCACUAAUAUUUGGAGACCUUUCUCCACAGAAAGCAGAGAGUGCUGCACGGGGGUUCAGGCAAAGUCUUUCCUGUGCUUGGUGUGAGCUCUCCUUGGAGACUAUAUCACCAGAACCAAGGGCAGGAAAGGUCUAAAAACAAUGGCCAAGAAUUGUGGUUGCUUUACAGCGUAUCUGCAAAAAUCCUACAGGAUCGGGAUCAGAAAUGUAGCUUUGACACCUGUCUUGCCUCAGAAAUAAGCAGUUCCCCGGAGCUCUGUUUGCUCAAUAUUUCAUACUGCUAGAUAAUACUGUGAUCACUGUUUCUGCGGAGCCGCGCAGCUCCCGUGGGUUAUAGACUGUUUUAUAUGACACUAUCAGGUCUUUGUUAAAUCUUUUUCCAAUCAUUUUUUUUCCCUUUUUUUUUCUUUUUUUU